AUGAAUCAGCGACCGCUCGGUAUCAGCAGUACUGGUGAGGAAGUGAAUACUAUAUGCCCUGAUAGUCUGUGUUUCGGUUAUAUCCGACGAACAGAUCGCCUCACUGAGCCCUUGUUCGAAUUGUCCCAAGAUGGUGUUCGCUGCGGUGGGGAUGAUGAUCCCGGUAUCGACCUACUCAUCGAAUCUGCUGCUGUUCGUCAAGGUGGUCCGGGUUUCUUACCUGGAGGCGCUCUCGGGACGCCUCCUAGGCGAUUAUCAGCUUGGUUAAAGGAUCGUUCCACCCGCAAUGCCCGGGGUGGCAGUAGAGGUAGAGCGGGAGUUCUUUCUUUCGCUGCUGAUGAGUUGGUCUUUGUCAAGAGCGGCAAGUCUAUCAAUCCUGCUCGGGUUGUCAAGACUCUCCCUGGCUCUGAUGGUGUUGUUAGACGUCUCUUAGUACGUAACAUCAAGUCAGGUCGAGAAUCCACCGUCUCUCAUCAUAAUGUCGCUAAGUCCUGCAUAGAGUCAGAUCUUCAGGUGUAG
This is a messenger RNA of Perkinsus marinus ATCC 50983, 519 nucleotides long. RefSeq lists its product as hypothetical. The transcript is spliced from 2 exons. NCBI's taxonomy places the organism in Eukaryota, Perkinsozoa, Perkinsida, Perkinsidae. The coding region runs from base 1 to 519 and encodes 172 amino acids. The record is from RefSeq and is a predicted model, not a curated record.